GUUGAUAUGAGGAUCGCCCUUGCUGGGCCGCGCGAUGCACAGGAGACACAAACCCGGUGCCUUGGAGCACCGGAGGGAUGUUGCGGCGCAGGGAGGAUCUCCGUCUGCAGCUCACCAUGAGGUGCGCUCCUUCUUCAACUUCUCACAGCUCGUCCUUUCCGCUGGCCACCUCAGGUCACCACCAGCCCUCAAACAUUCGAAAGUUACUUACUUUGAAGUAGAAAUCCUUGAUGUGCAAAGCAAGAAGCAGAUCUGCAUUGUGGACAAGGUACCUCCAUCAUCUACCCUUCUUGAUGUGAAACACAAAUUUCACAAAGCAUGUCCGCAGUGGUACCCUUCCCGUGUUGGCCUGCAACUGGAACGCAAUGGGCCCUAUUUGAAGGAUUCCAUUAGCAUUCAAAGUCUUGCAGUUUCUUCCAUUAUCACGUUGUAUUUUACAGACCUGGGUCAGCAGGUCAGUUGGACCACAUUUUUUCUAACAGAAUACUCCGGGCCUCUUCUAAUAUACUUGCUCUUUUACGUUCGUCUCUCUACUAUUUACGACCAAGUGGAAAGCGUGAAGAAUUUCCGCCACCCUGUGGUUCACUUGGCUUGCUUCUGUCAUUGUUUACACUAUACCAGGCAUCUUCUGGAAACAUUAUUUGUUCAUAAGUUUUGCGAAGGACACACUCCUCUGAAAAAUAUGAUAAAGGGCUGUGCCUUUUACUGGGGAUUCACUUCGUGGAUUGCAUACUACAUCAACCAUCCACGGUAUACACCACCAUCAUUUGGCCACAGACAAGUUUCUUUUGCUGCCCUUGCCUUUCUGAUGUGUGAAGCUGGAAAUCACUUUAUCAAUGUAGCUCUAGCUCAGCAAAAUCAUUCAGGAAGUAAAGCCUGCUUUCCAAGUCCUACUUACAACCCUUUCACAUGGCUCUUCCUGCUGGUGUCCUGUCCCAACUACACGUAUGAGGUUGGGUCCUGGAUUAGUUUCACAGUGAUGACACAAACACUGCCAGUUGGCAUUUUUGCUUUCCUGAUGGUCAUCCAGAUGUGUCUCUGGGCCAAAAAGAAACACAAGCUCUAUCUGAAGAGGUUUUAUCCAGAGGUGCGCAGAAAAGCGGCUAUGAUUCCUGUCAUCUUCUGA
Messenger RNA from Tinamus guttatus (white-throated tinamou), 1126 nucleotides. It is a transcript of the gene TECRL, whose product is annotated as trans-2,3-enoyl-CoA reductase like. Gene Ontology annotation, molecular function: oxidoreductase activity, acting on the CH-CH group of donors. Lineage: Eukaryota; Metazoa; Chordata; Aves; Tinamiformes; Tinamidae. The record is from RefSeq and is a predicted model, not a curated record. Gene Ontology annotation, biological process: very long-chain fatty acid biosynthetic process.